GACGAGCCUGGGCCGGACUGUCCUGCGCGGCAAUGGGAGCCCGCCGAGCACAGCGGAACUCCUGUCCCCGUGACGCGCUCGCGAAGUUUAUUCCAAAAGCCCGUUUUGCGGGCGAGGGUAGAGGUGGCGGCGGCGCAACCGUCAGCCGCUUGACGAGCCCGCACUCGGCUGGUGGCGCCGCUUUCCGACGGCUCCUUCCCCGCGAGAGAAGCCUCCCGGGCGGAGGAGGGCGGCGGCGGCUGGGGCGUGAACCGGGAAGCGCCCGGCGCUGAGGGCAAGAGGGCGAGGAGCGCCGCGGUUUCCUCGUCCGCCACCUGGGACAGCAAGCAGGGGAGAUGAUGGUGCGGGCGGCCUGCAACAGUGAGUAGCUCAAAAGUUUCUCCCCCCACCCCCAGCCCCGACCUUUUCUGGCCUUUUCGUUAUUUCUAAUCGACCUGUUUCUCGUCAGAGGCUGCGCAAACUUCCGCGGUUGCUGCAGCGCUUUCUUGAUGACGAGACUCGACCCAUCUGCUCCCGGGAACCCAAACUUUUUUGCAGCGCUAGGGUGUUUAAAAAGCGCACCUCUGAGCACGCACAGAGUGCUUUCUCCUCGCUGUUGAGCGGUCGCGGCUCAUCAGGGCGGGGUAUGAGGGGGAAGAAGCCCUGACCCCGUCACGUUUAGAAAUUAACUUCCAUAACGCAGAAGGAUUUCCCACCCAGUCUGCAACUGGGUGCCAGGAACCUGACAGUUAUGUGGGAGGCCCCACCUACUCCCCAUACAUACCCUCAUGGGCUCUAUUUGAACUGGCAUGAUAUCCCGUAGGUUAAAAUAGAGGUUUAUUCAAGCAGAGGCUUAAUGUGCUAAAAGGUUGAGAACCUCUGUUUUAACCUAAGGGACAUUGUGCAUCAGGGGUGCCAACUUGAAUAAGAUAUUGUGGGGCCCAGUUAAGCCUCACCCCAGAUAAUCAAUCGCAAGAUGUGGCAGACACUAUUUGAAUGGCAAUGCCCAUCAACUUGGAGGGGUGGCCUGUGUUGCAAUUUGUGAGCCAAAUGUCUAGCUAAUGAUUCCGUAGCAAUUCCCUUCUAUGUUGCAGAACCAAGAUUGUAUGGGUGCAUUAUAUUGCUCUAUUUCCUGAAUUAUUCUUGGCAACAUUUUGUGUGCAACUUGGGAGUUGUCAGCUCUCCUAAAUCCUUCAGCUAUCCACGCACUACAGAACAAAACGUCCUGUAAGCAACAAUAUUUAUUAUUUCCUUCAUGGGGUGUGCCCAAGCUGCAAUAUUGUUUCUGAGCACUUUUAAAUAAUAAUUUUUUGUUUGUUUGUUUAUGAGUGAUUGGGUGCUCUCUGCUUCAGUCUGUCUCCUGAACCUUUCUAUAUACAGUGGUACCUUGGGUUACAUACACUUCAGAUUACAUACGCUUCAGGUUACAGACUCCGCUAACCCAGAAAUAGUACCUCGGGUUAAGAACUUUGCUUCAGGAUGAGAACAGAAAUUGCGUGACGGCAGCGGGAGGCCCCAUUAUCUAAAGUGAUACCUCAGGUUAAGAACAGUUUCAGGUUAAGAACGGACCUCCGGAACGAAUUAAGUACAUAACCAGAGGUACUACUGUAUAACAAAGCUUUGUGUUCCCCUGUGGAUAGAAUUUGAAGGCACAGGAGCUUCUCCGGAAGCUAUUAAGCUUGCAAUAUCACAGACGAAUAGGCCCAAGAGCUUUUGUGGGGAUAUUAAAGGAAUUCGCUUUAUUAAUAAUCCCUUAUGAGGGCAGGAGCAGGGGUUUGACUCUAGUUCUUUCUUAUCUUAAAAAAUGGUCCCCAAAUGCAUAUUUGGGUUUCUAAAGGGGUAUUGGGUCUGAAAAGGUUUAAGACACCUGAUCAAGAACCUUGUCUGAAGAGUUCUGGGUUGUUGUUUUUAGAGGCUGAGCUGGCCUGAAAUCUGCUGGAUUAUUAGCCAGUCUAACCUGUUGUGCUUUGACAUUGGAUCGUCCAGCCCACCCACUCCCACUGCCUUUUCUGGGAGCAUCUGUUCUGUGUAUGUGGCCAUACUGCUCCAUAAAGCCCCACUAGUGGUUGGUGGAUGUUUAUGCCCUAUGUAGCAAACAAAUCACUGUCUUUGUAUAGAUGAAUCAGGAUGGAUGAACGACAUUGUGCGCUAUAUCCUGCAUUGGCAUUUCUAUAAUUCAUCUAGGGAUAGAUUCCUCUCUUCAUUUCAGAACUCCCUAGAAUGGCAAUGAUAUGUUUUCAGAACUAGAUGGUUGCUGGCUAUUGUAGAAAAGUUGGCCACCAUAAGGUAGCUUUAUGUGCUCUAGCAGUGAGAAAGUUAUGGGCUACUUUUUUAAAACCCAAAACUGUAUUGACUGCCAAGAAGGUUUUAUUUAAUGUAAGUGACUUGGAGAACUUCUACAGUUUCAAGUUUUGACUACUUGCACUUCUGAAAAUGUAUAUGUUUACAUUACUCUUGGAUUGACUUGUUUAUAUUUGUAAGUUACAUUGCAAAGGCGUAUUGCUGCGGGGGGGGGGCAGAAUCUGGCUGGCUAGCUUUUUGGUAGUGCCUUGAGGGUUUCAUAGUUGUGUACAUUACAAGGCAGAAGAAAGUGACGAGUGAGCUCUUUGUAACCCUCCAUAAUGAGUAAAUGGCUAGUAUGUACAGUGGUACCUCGGGUUACAGACUCUUCAGGUUACACACUCCACUAACCCAGAAAUAGUACCUCGGGUUAAGAACUUUGCUUCAGGAUGAGAACAGAAAUCGUGCUCCGGCGGCACAGAGGCAGCUACAGGCCCUAUUAACUAAAGUGGUACCUCAGGUUAAGAACAGUUUCAGGUUAAGAACGGACCUCCAGAACGAAUUAAGUUCUUAACCGGAGGUACCACUGUAAUUAGGUUUGUGGAGAGCUAACAUUUACUCUGUAGAAGCUGGAGUGUUAAGCUGACAGUGAUAGUGAUAGCAUGUGUGCUCCAAAGAAGUGAAUAUGAAGAAAAGUUAGGCUGGGAAAAAUAUUUGCUGGCAAGGCUUAAAUUCCUUGUGUAAUUUCGUGAGUAGCGUGUUGUACAAUCGAUUUAAGAAAAUGUGUGGAAUGCUUGAAGGCUGUAGAUAUGCAAUAAAUAUUUCCAUAAUCAUUUGUGGCUGGAGUUUGAUAUCUAUAUAAAUUCAUAAUGCCUAAAUUCAUGACUAUGUACUAUGUCCUAUAGCAAGGGUGGAUGACCUUUUUUAGCCCGAGGGCCACAUUACUUUCUGGGCCCUCUUCCACGAGGAAUCCACAUGCCAGUGGUGGGUAGGGCCAGAGCAAAACUGGUCAGGGCAGUGAAUAUAUGGUACAUUUUACCUUUGUAUAAUAGGCUGGUUUCUACAUAUACCCCCACAACUCCCUCUAUCCUCUAUUUAGGCAAGCUAGGCACAUGAUUAGAAUUCAAAGACCCAUUUGAGAAAGGCAAGUACACUUGAGCAGAGUGCAAAGCAUGACUGUGGAAAGGGUGUGUGACCUGGGGAGGAGGGCCAGACAAAAGAGGUCUAGAUUGGCAUCUGAGGUUCCCAUCCCUAUCCUAGGAAAUCAAGGUAAUAAAGAAGAAAAAAGAGCAAGUAUUCCAAACAGCUGGACCAUAAAGAAGGCUGAUCGCCGAGGAAUUGAUGCUUUUGAAUUACGGUGCUGGAGGAGACUCUUGAGAGUCCCAUGGACUGCAAGAAGAUCAAACCUAUCCAUUCUGAAAGAAAUCAGCCCUGAGUGCUCACUGGAAGGACAGAUCCUGAAGCUGAGGCUCCGAUACUUUGGCCACCUCAUGAGAAGAGAAGACUCCCUGGAAAUGACCCUGAUGUUGGGAAAGAUUGAGGGCACAAGGAGAAGGGGACGACAGAGGACGAGAUGGUUGGAUAGUGUUCUCGAAGCUACCAGCAUGAGUUUGACCAAACUGCUGGAGGCAGUGGAAGACAGGAGUGCCUGGCGUGCUCUGGUCCAUGGGGUCACGAAGAGUCGGACACAACUAAGCGACUAAACAACAACAAAUUCCAAACAGACAUUGUUCAACCAACAUAACUGCCUUGAGGUAGACACCACACAGUAUUUUAGCUCAGCUGGUAAGAGCACAGUGCUGAUAAUACCAAUGCCAUGGGUUUGAUCCCCAUAUAGGUGCAUAUUUUGGCAUUGCAGGGUGUUGGACUAGAUGAUCCUUCGGGUCCCUUCCAACACUUCAGGUUUUUUAUUCUAUGCAGUAUAUAGGACUUCCUGGUUCACUGGGUGAAACGUUUUGUCUCUUACAUUUCAGGGUAAAAUCAUGACUGUUUAUGGGUUUAUGGGAUUAGAGCAGAGGCAAUUGUAUUUCAUCCAGCAGAGCUUUACUGCUACUGAAGGCAAAUGAGCAUAAUGGUCACAAAUCCAAUGCAUUCAGGAUUGGCCCUGUCCAUAAGAAAUCCAUUUGCAGCAGACCUAACUUAAACUUGCAAUAACUUAUAAUAAGUCUAAACCUUAACACUAAGCAUAUUAUGUACAGAGCACCACACCAGAAGGAAAAGAGAUAGAAAGAGAAAGUGAAACCCAGGCUGGUUCUGGCCUUACUUUUAUAGUCAGCAUGACCUUGACAGAAAGAGAUAAGAGAACCAGUUUAAGCCAACUGUACUCAGCUUCUCUGAAGGAAUAACACAAACAUCAUGAACCUUCUGCUUGCUUCUUUCACGCAGAGAAGCUUCCAGAACCCUCUUGAAUUAAGUGGAAUAGGAAGUUCUCUACACAUCAGAUCGAUACUUUCUGCACUAAGAAAUGUAAACAGAAGAACUGUUUUGGGUAGUAGAAGGUUUGCUAUAAAGGAGCAGGGAGGCCAGAGGAUUAUCCCAAUGCGACAGUUUUGCUAGACAUGUUUCAGACACUUGCAUCUUCUCUGUUUGGGAAUCACUUGCAGCAACCAUCAUCAACAUAGCUGGGGCUAUGGGAGAAACAGUACCUUUUGGGGGCGUUAAUGAUGUGAACUCAGGUUUUAUAUUUGUGUGAAUAAACCAUAUGUCACAGCCUCCGCUGUACCUCAUUUCCAAAGGAAACACAAACUCUGGUGAAAUGCAUGGAACUCAUGGAAUCUCACACUGCCUGGCGAUUGGGAUGGCGUGCAACAAUAUUUUGUGGCUCAGUGAGCUUGGCAGUUGCCACUUUUCCUUCUGAAUGUACAUAGAUUGUCUCGACUGUCAUGAAAAUGUUUGUUAAUUUUUUUUCAGAUUUUAUGAAGUUAGGAGGGUUUAUCUUUGCAACUGUCUGUGCCUGGUACUUUGGAUCCCUAUUGGCAUCUAUUAUACCUGAAGACUCCUUAGCAUCAGCUUUCAACGACCUUCAGAACAUUGCUGAGAAACCAAAACUUAAAGGUAUGUGAUCACAUUCUCCUGGAUGUAUUUUAAUAUUCUAAGGCACAUGGUUAUUUAAGUAGAAGUUUUGUAAAAAAAAAAUAAUGACUUCUGUCUCAUGUGCUACCCAAGUAAAAAUGGUCUGAUUAUUUAGUAGAGUAAAUCCCACCCCUUCAGACUGUAAGAAUAGUUCUUUGCCUCUACCUGAAAUAUGCAAUCAUUGCUGCACCACAUCUGCUCUCUACAUCUCCUUGAUUGUUAAAGGAAGCACCUGACCUUAACAUUUACCUCAGUCUUUCCUCACCCAUGUUCCAGUUCACUGACUGCAAAACAUUGAGGGUGAUCAGAUAAAAGAUCUGGGUUGGCAGCAGCCACAGGUUUGAGGAAACUAUAUUGUUUGACAUCAGCACUGGUUAAGAUGACUUGUCACAUGAAUAAGAAAAACCUGCUAUACUUAACAGUUAUAAUUUACAACAUGACAAAAUAAAUGUUGGCCGCAAUCCAAAGUGGAGUUAAACAUGGUCAGACCAAUUACCGAUAAUUUUAGUGGACAUUAGCAUGCUUAGUUGUGUGUUGGGCUUCAACUAUGAAUGAUGGUUGCCCAGUAUUCAAAGGCCUUCCUAUCUAAUGUACUUUUCAGCACCACUCCCGAAAAGACUGAAAUGUGACCACUGGUCUCCAUGUUCGCCUGGGAGCUAUGCUUAUCGCAUACUCAGUGGUGGUGGUCAGAAGUCCAUCGCCAAGAUCUGUUUUGAAGAUCAGCUGUGAGUACUGAACAACACUUAAGGCCAGCGUUGCCAUUUAUUUAUAACAGAGUCCAUUGGACCUCCAGUGGUAGUUGUAGUGGUAUGAGAAGGUAGGAAGUUUUAACACUAUUAAAACUAGGGAGGGGCCAUAGACAAUCACUCCAACUGCUGCAUGCCUUUCCUCUCCAUCUGUAGGUGCUUCAGUGUACAAGUAUAGACACAGUAUAUUUUUAAUUCAAGGCAUUCCUUACUUAAAUUUCAUGCAUUCCUUUUGGGGGGAAAGAGGGCCCUUUUGGGGGAACUGUACCAAACUCCCCAACCACCUUGACUUGGGCCUUUGGGGAAUUAAUAUAUAGACAGUCAUGGACUACACGGGGCAGUGGUCUCAUUCUGUACAAGGCAGCUUCCUGUGGAUAUGAUUUUCGGAACCUUCACACUAUUUUUAUUACAAUUUUUUAAUUGUCUUCAAAACCAACAUCUCAAGGCAAUUUACACACAAGAUAUUUAUAAACAGUUUAAAAAAAAAACUUUUGAGAAACAGACUAAAAUUCUAGCAAAUGGACGCUUGCAAAUACUUUACCCAUUUAUCCAGCUAGGAAUAAAGCUACAGUUCCCGUAGAAAAGGAUGCAAUGAGAGUGAAAUUGGUUUAAAGUUGGCUUACUCAACUAUUCAAGUGUUCCAAUGAUUAAAUGGCUAAUGGUGUUGUUUUGUCACAAAAGUGGGUUGUUGUUUUCCAUUAGUGCAUUGAUGCUACAAUCCUAAACACGCUUAAGGUAGGAGUAAGUUCUAUUGAAAAAGGUGAGACCUGCUCCAAAUAGACUACCCACCCUACACCUGAUGUGAAACGUGGCAGAAGGUGAGGGCAGUAAUUUCAAGGAAACCACUGGGAGCUUAAAGUGAGCUUUUAAUGGUUCCUUUGCUGAAGCUAGGUGCACGCCCAAUGUCCAUCAUGGGUAUUGCAAGUACUGUACACCUUGUUUCAGCAGGGCAAAGCAGUUUCCAUUGAAACCACUGUUAAAAUGAGGGGGGGGAUAGGGUAUCCAUUUUAGCAGUGUUUCAACAGAAGUUUCAAAAAGCAGCAUGGAACUGUUAGAAAGCCUUAUUGCAAACAAAGGACAGUGAGUGGGCUGAUUUAAAGACCAGUGUGGGGCUGUUUGCAAAAGGGCUUUCAAAAAGCCCCACACUGUGCUUCAAAGUCCUGACAGAGUGGGGACAGAGUUUAACAUCACCCUCUACUGUUAUCUCAUUAUUAAAUACCACAGGAAAGCACCUCCUGUCUGCCAUAUUUCCCAGAUAAACACUUUGUGUUUCCAUUUCAGACUUAUGAGCAAAGAAAGUAAAAAUGUUGGAAGAGGAAUAAAUGUUGCCAUUGUGGACUGUGAGUAAAAAGACACAAUCCUGUAUGUGCUUUUUUAAAGAAAUAAAAAUGCUAUGUCAAAGUGGCUAUGAGACUGUGAACCAAGAAAACAAUACUGGGAAUCUCGUCUCUACCAUUAACUCACUCUGGUGGCCUUGCCUUGGCCUGUCUGCCAUGAUUGCCAUAAGGAUUGCUGAGCUACUGUCUUGAAAGUGUUUGAGCACCCAUUAAAAGUGCUCUUUAAAGACUUUAGUGGCCAUUAUAAAAUUUAUAAUUUACAACAGUGAUACCUCACCUGCUUUGUCUCAUUUAUAGUGCUUAUCAUAGAUUUUCCUGAGUGCUCUUCCUUUUGCACACAACACAACUUGUAAUUCAGUGAGUUUUAUAAGGAGCCAUGGAUUCACAGAAUCAUAGAAUUGUAGAGUUGGAGUGGACCACAGGGAUCAUCUCGUGUCCAACCCCCUGCGAUUCAGGAAUCUUUCCUCCAACAUCGGCCUCAAACCCACUACCCUGAGAUAAAGAGUCUCAUGCUUUACCAACUGGACUUUAACUUUUUGUUUGGAUCUUAGGAUUUAUAUCAUUAUAGAUUAGGUGUUUCCUUAGAUAGAAACUUAGCAGUGUAACUGAAAUGUGUUUAUUUUUGGUAUCUUCCCUGCCAACUUUUGCAGUGGUCUAUACCAGGAGCGGGACGCAGGUGGCACUGUGGGUUAAACCACAGAACCUAGAACUUGCCGAUCAGAAGGUCGGCGGUUCGAAUCCCUGCGAUGGGGUGAGCUCCUGUUGCUCGGUCCCUGCUCCUGCCAACCUAGCAGUUCGAAAGCACGUCAAAGUGCAAGGAGAUAAAUAGGUACCGCUCCAGUGGGAAGGUAAAUGGCAUUUCCGUGCACUGCUAUGGUUCGCCAGAUGCGGCUUAGUCAUGCUGGCCACAUGACCCAGAAGCUGUACGCCGGCUCCCUCAGCCAAUAAAGCAAGAUCAGCGCCGCAACCCCAGAGCCGGUCACGACUGGACCUAAUGGUCAGGGGAUGUUUACCUAUACCAGGAGCAGGGAUUUAUUUAUUUUUGGCUCUGGGAUCUUUAUCUGGCCUCACCCCACCGACCAACUUUAGCAGGUGGGUGGGACAAUCCAUUUGUCAGUCUCAUGUCACUUAGAUGUCACAUGAUUGUCAGGUGGAUUGUCUCCCCCUCCCCACACACACACCUGUAGAAAUCCCUUGUAUUCUCCAUGAUCCCGUUUCAGCAUGGGAGAGGAGGGACUGAGCACUCUUUGCAGCACUUUCUUCCACCCUUUUAAAGAUCACAGCUGGAACAAUCUCUCUCUCUUUCCCAAGAUCACAAUGUGUAUGAUAGCAGUGUCUCACACAAAAUGUAACUGACCUGUAGAAAAGACUCUAUAAACUGAAAACAAAGACGCUGUGUGUACCUUUCUUAUCUAUGGAAAUCUUUCAAUGAAAACAUUUUAAGCAGGAGGGACAGCGAUGGACGACUGCUGCAAAGGGUGUGUGCUUUAAGUCAGUCCCCGCUAUAUCACACCUGUGCACUGAAGAAUGGACCUGAGCAACAACAAAAGUGCCUGUUUCCUCACUGCUGUGUGACAGAGCAGUUUUUGUCAGAGCUGAUGUCUAAAGUAGACAUAAGCUCCAGUGUCAGGGACAGUGCUUUCUUGCAGCAGUGAAGAGAACAAAACUCCAAUAAAAGCAAACAGACCAUUUGUUUUGUAAAGCCUUCCCCAUGCUGAUCCUUUGGGAAGGUUGGAGGGAUCAACGCGGGGUGGACUUUCCAAGAAGGUCCCACACAUCAGCUGAACAUCAUCAGUGGCGCCAUCUGAUUGGUUUGGGGAGAAAGGCCUCAUGGGCCAAAUUAGACCCACAGGUGGGCCUGGAUUGACUCAAAGGCCAGAGGUGCCCACCUUGCCUACACAUAGAUGCACAGACCUGCAUACAUGGUGCAUGAUGUGUGCUUAUUGCCCUCUUCGUUCUAAACUAAACAUUUUUGUUUGGGAGAUUUUGGAAACAUUUUUUCUAUCUUGUUUUCUUUCAUUUUUUUUAAUGCAUUCUCUUCCUUACAGAUAACACUGGGAAGCUUGUUGAUGCAAAAUCUUUUGACAUGUGGCAAGGAGGUAAGAGGCAUGUCUAUGUUCAAUAUUGUUAUAAAGUGUCUGCCAAAAACCCUCAUGCAGUUAUGACACUUAUGCAGAGCAUGUCUACAGCAGAUUGUUUGGAUCAUGGACAUACGACUCAGCCUUUACUGAGGCUCCCAUCCCAAGCACUUUCUCUAUAUUGCUGCUUUUCCUUCAGUGGAAGAGAGACAUUGAGUUGGAAGGCAAGAGUUUUGGGGGGAAGGGAUGUCAGGGGAAGGGACAAUCCCUUUUCCAGUUCGCUGGAACUGAGACCACCCUGUUCUACCCACGAGUGAAACUUUACUCAAAUUUUUCUUGGGUCCUGCCUUGUCCGAAAAGAGCAAGAAUACAAUGUUUGAGGGGGAAAUAGCACAUUUAUGUAGGUUUCUCUCCCCACUGCCAUUAACAGCAUUCUCCAGACCACUGGCUGAUUUUGUCCAAAAAGCACCCCAGAAAUCUCUGCUCCUGAUGGUGACCUAUGAUGAUGGAAGCUCAAGGUAAGCAAACAGAUUUAUGGCCCUGUUUUUAACAUAGCUAGUGGUUUCACUUUGCAGACUUGAGAAAUAAGGUAGCAAAAUAUGUGGUGGUAUGAUAAAUUUUACCUCCCAUCUUACCACUGUUACGGUAAAAUCUGGGUGCGAGGCUACUCUGCCACCCAGCUCGUCGGACUAAGUCCGCGGGUCCCUGCGGAAGAAAAUGAGCUCAGCCGGAGACAGGAGCAAACUGCAGAAGAUCCAAGUUUAUUGCGCAACAGGUUCAAGGCGAGAUUGAACAGCGAGAAAGGGGUGACAUGAACUUUGAAAUUUCCCUCCAUGUCCCAGAAUACAGUGCAAAAUACAUCCCAGUUACAUCAUGAAUACAUUAAGAAGAGGUUGGGUUACACAGAUUACAUCACGAAUACAUUAGGAAGAGGUUGGGUUACACCGGAUUAACAUAUGGAGGAGGGAGGGGGGAAUAUGCAGAGCUGGAGAUAUGCGCAGAUAAGCACAUCCUGAGAAGACAAUGGUCCAUGUAUGCAUAGUCUGUCACCUGGCAUCGCCCGGAGGAAGGGCUUGGCAGAGCGAUUUGACAGGAUUAGGGUCUUGGAGGACAGGGGAGGUGUCAUGGAGUCCUAGAGAAAUUGAGCAAAUUGGCACGUUGAUUUUCUAUGAAUUUUAUAGAUUUUAGUCCCUUUUGACAUUGACAAUUGGAAAUAAAUGGAUAUAUUGUAGCGAAGAAGGAGGUGAAGAAGACAUGCCCCCCCCUUCCGUAUCACCAAAUACACUUGAAUUUUCCUAUACAGUAUACAUACAUGGACCCCUUGGAGGCCACAGUCUGGUGUUCAUGUCAUAUUUUGAGGAAUGUGUUAAAUAUUGGCUUCAAAACUCAUUUCCUCAAGCAGUUGUUUAAAAUUCUAAAUUUAUUUUUUAAUAUUUCUUUUUCUUUUAUUUUUAAUUAUAUAGCACCACAACAAACAACAGGUUAUAAAAUACACUGAGACAGAGGGUAUCUUGAGGCAUUGUAACAUAAGAACUCAAAGAUUUCUAUAUGAUCCAGAUACAGUCUUACCUUAGAAGUCAAACAGAAUCCGUUCCAGAAGUCUGUCCAACUUCCGAAACGUUCGACUUCAAAAGCAUGGCUUCUGAUUGGCUGCAGGAAGCUCCUGCCUCCAAUUGGGAACUGUGGAAGCCCUGUCAGACAUUUGGCUUCCAAAAGAACAUUAGAAAACCAGAACAAUCACUUUUGGUUUUUGAUCGUUCGGGAGCUGGUACAUCCAAUUCCCACGGCGUUUGGGAGCUAAGGUACGACUGUAAUUAACUUCUAAACUUCACUUAGACUUCUAAAGUGUCACCUGGUAGCAUCAUGACUGAUGUGACUGAUAUAUAUUCGGGGGGUGGGGUGGAGCAGGAACAUAGGGGAACUGAGUUCCUUUAUCUUUUUUUGAAUUAAAUAAUUAUUUUUUUUGUUCAGGGGUUGGGGCUGGAAUGAUAUACACUCAAUGCCUGAGCCAAAAAUCCACCUAUAUCUCUAAUCACUAAAGUUGUGGCCAUUUGUAAUCCAGAUCAUUGUCUGCUUGAGUUUAUUACGUAAUCACAUCUUACAUUUAGCCACUGCCUCGUGUGUGUGAGUGUGGUAGUGCAAUUGGCCCUAAAUAAACAAACAAACUUACUUCAUAUUGAGUACCCCCUCCUUUCCCCCCAGAAAAAAAAAGCACUAGAUAUACUUGUGCAAUCAUUAGUUUUAUCCGUUUGCAUAAUUUUAAAACAGGAACACAAUAUUUCUCUGAUGCAGAAACUUGAUACCUUAUGCUGGCUUUUUUGGAUCCUUUGUUCCUAAGGGAUUGCCAACAACUUGUUCAUGUUAUUAUGUAUUUUAAGGGUGGCUUUAACAGAAUAAAUAAGACUGGUAGUGUUGCAAGCAGGUGAUAAGGUGAUGCAUGGAAAUGAAUCCAUUUAAUUCAGUGGGAUCUUUUUCUGAGUAGACAUGCUUAGGAUUAUGCUAUUAAUGCUCUUUAUUUCUAUGUGCUAAAGAAAACAUUUUGGGAAGAAAUGAAAUCUGAAUAAGAAUAUCGGAAGAAAUCUAUCCUAUCCUAUUCAGACUUUAGCUUUUAGCAAACAUGAGUUGUCAAAGGUACAAAAUUCGGAUUAAUCCUUUCUCUCUCACAUAGGUUAAUGGAGGAUGCGAGAAAGGCAAUAGCAGAUCUAGGAAGUAAAGAAAUAAGGAAUUUGAAAUUCAGGUCAAGCUGGGCCUUUAUAGCAGCAAAAGGUUUUGAACUGCCAGCCGACACACAAAGGGAAAUGGUAAGACUUGUGUAAAUUAAGAGACUCAAAAAUGUAUAUGGAUGUAGAUAACACUUGCUGGAACCGCAGAACUUUAAAUACUGAUGUGUUUCAUGUAGUCUAGCUAUGUUCUACGAUGGACAUCCAAACAAAUGAAAUAAAAGCUAUCCAUAUUGGCUAACUUACAGUAAUGGAACCAUAGAAUUAGAGAGUUGGGUCAUCUAGUACAACCCCCUCCAAUGUGGUAAUCUCAACUAAAGCAUCCCUGAAAGAUGGCCCCUCCGACCUCUGCUUAAAAAUAUCCAAUGAAGGAGAGUCCACCAGCUUUUGAGGGAUUCUGUUCUCCUGUCAAACAGCUUUUACUGUCAGAAAGUUCUUCCUGAUGUUUAGCUGGUAUCUCCUUUCUUGUAACUUGACUACAUUGGUCUGAGUCAUCCUCUCUGGAGCAGGAGAAAACAACCUUGCUUCAUCUUCCAUGUGACAGCCCUUAAGGUAUUUGAAAAUAGCUCACCAUAUCCCCUCUCAGUCUCUUCUUUUUAUCAGGCUAAAUAUGCCCAACUCCCUCAACCGUUCCUCAUAAAGGCUUGGUUUCCAGACACUUUAUCAUAGGGUCACCCUCCUCUGCACACAGUAACUUAACUAAUAUUAUGAGAGUAUAUUACCGUCCACUUUUGUAACAGAGAGCCAGUGUGGUGUAGUGGUUAAGAGCGGUAGUCUCAUAAUCUGGGGAACCGGGUUCGCGUCUCCGCUCCUCCACAUGCAGCUGCUGGGUGACCUUGGGCCAGUCACACUUCUUUGAAGUCUCUCAGCCCCACUCACCUCACAGAGUGUUUGUUGUGGGGGAGGAAGGGAAAGGAGAAUGUUAGCCGCUUUGAGACUCCUGAAGGGGAGUGAAAGGCGGGAUAUCAAAUCCAAACUCUUCUCUUCUUCUUAAAAUCAGAACAGGGCCUUAUUAGUUUAGCAUCUUUACCAUAUACCACUUAAUUGUCUGAUUUCUUUCUGCUACUUAGUAUGUCUUGCUGCAGAAACAAAAUAGAAUUAAGAUGUUGCAAAAAAAAAAGAAACCUACCAAAACAUUAACUCUUAAAGUCCAAGAUUAAGCUCCAUAUUCCCUUAUUAGGAGGUGGUUCUUUGAAUUAAUAGGCAAUUACAGUCAAUAUUUGAUUUAGUUUUUUUAAAAAAACAAAAACGCCCUGAGAAAGUUUAUUGAUUCACUUUCUAAAUUCGUUUCAGUUGCUUUACUAUUUCCAUCCUGCAUGUCCUUAAAAAGCUCUGGCUAGGUAUCAUGGCCUAUACACCCCCCAAAUGUAUCACAUGCUCAAAAGUUUACUCUAGUGUUAGCUCCUCUCUGCUCUACUCCAGAGGCUCCUUAAUUUUAAAGGGAGAGGAAGCUGGAAGUGUUUUCAAUCCUGACUCCUGUCAAACAGAUGCUUAUAUCAAAGAUGCCACAAUAUAUGGCAUACCCCUUAGCAGGAGUGCUCCUGUUUAGAUAUUUGCCCCAGGAUAGUAUAAGGUAGCUAGGGGUAUACAGGCUGCCCACUGACUUUCCUUUCCUUCCUGGUCUCUCUCCAUUUUUUGAAUGUACAGUCGUACCUUGGCUCCUGAACACCGUGGGAGUCGAACAUUCUGGCUCCUGAUCGAAAACCAGAAGUGAGUGUUCUGGUCUUUUUUUGGAAGCCGAAUGUCCAGCAUGGCUUCCGCUAUUGUUUCCAGCACACCUGUGCAAUCGGAAACCAAUCGGAAACCGUGCCUUGGUUUCCGAACAUUUCGGAAGUUGAACGUACUUCCGGAACGGACUCCGUUCGACUUCCAAGGUACGACUGUAAUGUCAAAAUACAGAUACAUUGUAGUAGACGUUAUAGAGGAAUGCUAUGAACUGGACAUGGGGCUGUCCUUUCUGACGAUACCCAAACAUAUAAUACCUAGUUUUUUGCCUGAAUAUUCUCAGUCAGAAGUGGAAAGGGGUUGUGCUCAAACAUGAUCUCAAUUGUGGGUCCCCUGUUUGGCAAAUACCUUUGCCAAAGCUAUCCCACUUUGCAGCACACUCCCAAGCCCUUUUGAUGGAGCCAAAAAAACCAUGUGGUUCUCAUGAACUGAUCUAGAGAAAUCGGCUUUAGCGUUUUCUUUUCUCCAUAAGCUUAGUGAUAAAAGGGGUGGGUUGCUUCCAUUGUGUAUUUUGGAACGUAGGAAGCUGCCCUAUGCUGACUCAGAUCAUUGGUCCAUCUAGCUCAGUAUUGUCCACACUGACUGGUAGUUGCUGUUUAUGGUUCCAGACAAGAGUUAUUCCCAGCCUUAACUGGAGAUGCCAGGAAUUGAAUCUGGGACCUUCGGAAUGCAAGGAACAUGAGCUGCAGCUCUUCCCCAUUCCAAAGUGCCCCCCCCCCACUUGUGGCUGAUUGGAAGCCACACUAUUUUCUCUUGUUAUGGCAAUAAUAGAUAGACUUUCACAAUUACAUUAUUUUGAAGCCAUAAACUGAAUUGCUAUUUAUACGUCUCUUUUAAACAGAUCAACCACUCUGAUGCGAAAAAGAAUCGAUAUAAUGGCUGGCCAGCUGAAGUCCAGAUAGAAGGCUGUAUUCCAAAAAACUAACGGUCUGGAUUCUCCAGUUAAGAUGUACCAACAAAGGAGUGCACUGCAUUUUUACCAUAUGAUCUCAGAAUGAUUUGUUUGCCAUACUUAGGAAUGUCUUUGGCCAUGAAAUUGCCCAUGCUUUUCCACAAUACUAUGAGCUGAGUACAAAUGCAAGGGGAUUGUGGCUGCUUAGUUCAUUCCCCGGUUCUCCUGUUCAUCUGCUGCUGUGAGUUAAGCACAUCACACAAACCCGGGCUCAUGGUUUGUCAGAGAUAUAAACCCAAGAAAAACCUUGGAUAUAACGUGGUUUGUCUGGAGCAGGACAAACCGUGAGGCCAGGUGUGGGCAACACACUGGCUUUGCAAACCACUGCAGCAGAGCAGGAGCACAAUCUUCUCUCUGGGAGCUCAGCUCACACAUUCACACUUUGGGUAUGUUCACAUUAGUGGCUUAAAAUGCAGCGCGCUAGCCGUCGGGGAGGUGGGCUCAGGCUGGGCCUGGGUUCAGCCGCAUGUUUCCUCGUGGCCUCCGUCUGCCCUCCUACGUCUCCUCCUUUCCCUUGGCGGCAGCAGCGCAAUGGCGGGGCAGCAGGGUCAGGGCUUCUCCUUUCCCCCUCCGUGCUCACUCCUGGGUCCCUCCGGCCCAGGAGCUCCAGAUGCGGGUGCCCCCGGCACCCACACGACAGCGGUGGUGGUGGCGGUGGUCCCAGCGACUUGGAAGCUGGCCAGGCAGCACAAGCAACACUGGCCGCCCUCAGGAGCUCCGCGGCGCCAUGCGCCAUGCUGCCUCCUUUUGAUUCUUCACCAGACACACUUGAUCUUUUAUGUUUCUCUACUGCUGGAACUGCCACCUCCGCGCCAACAGCCUAUUCAUUAAGCUGUCAUCUUUGCAUGUGCGGUGAUUGUCUCAAUUGUUCACAUUCUCACCACAUUACUUUCAUUGAAACAUCUUAAAGCCAAAUCUAGUCAUCAUGACGCUGGUAGUUUCAUGGCUUCACGGUUUUAUACUUGAAUGUAUAUGCAUCUAUUACUCUGGAAUAAAUAAAAGGAUUUAAUUUUUAAAAUUAGCGGUGUAGUAUUUUAUAUAUAAAAUGUGACAGAAACAUCAUGAAUUCAGUAAAUUGCUUGGGA
This is a messenger RNA of Podarcis lilfordi (Lilford's wall lizard), 15974 nucleotides long. Lineage: Eukaryota; Metazoa; Chordata; Lepidosauria; Squamata; Lacertidae. The record is from the annotation of a GenBank genome assembly.